Molecule: messenger RNA, 2026 nt
Organism: Pseudogymnoascus verrucosus
Lineage: Eukaryota; Fungi; Ascomycota; Leotiomycetes; Thelebolales; Thelebolaceae
Exons: 5
Coding region: 458-2026 (522 amino acids)
Biological process (GO): transmembrane transport; carbohydrate transport
Cellular component (GO): membrane
Molecular function (GO): carbohydrate:proton symporter activity
Source: RefSeq, a predicted model, not a curated record
AACACGCCUCUAACGUUAGCGACGAAUGAGGCAUCCACACAUCCAAUGACCACAAAAAUGACACCAAGGCUAAUUUUAUGUUCUUAUCACCAAUCUUAUGAAGAAUGAAGUUGGAACACAGAACAUUGGCAACAUUUCCCCACAAUCCAAGCAUUAUGCAACCAUCGGAUCAGUACAGGAGGCGCAAUUCGUCUUUUACUGUCCCGAAGAUGUGCUUUCAUGGCCUUCAUGGCGUUCAAAUUUGACAUAGCCUCAUUUUCACCAGCGAGGUUUUUGAUCAGUGUAUCGCAUCUUCAGAGAUAAGAUGUAGUCGAUACAUAAAAGAAAGCAAGUCGCCUUCUUGUUUGGUCUUUUGAGAUCAUAGGCACUGCUAUCCCUAGAGCAAGCUUGUUCACUCUCGCUACUGGCCUUAUAUAUCAUUAAAUACAAGUACACUCAUCGGACAUCUUCGGCUAUCAUGGCUGGAAAGUCUUGGUCUCCGGGUUGGAUACACGAUAAAGGAUUGAGGACGCUGUACUUCCUUCUUUUGAUUCCGCUCCUGAGCAGUUCUUAUCAAGGAUUCGAUGGCAUGAUUAUGAAUGGAUUGCAGCUCUUGCCACCAUGGCAGAAAGAGUUCAAUUAUCCCACUGGUCCUAUUCUAGGUCUGCUCAACUCUAUUCAGACAGUUGGAGCAAUGGUUGCACUGCCGUUUAUUACGUGGCUUGUUGAUAGGUUUGGUCGUCGCCGUGCUAUCGCCUUUGGUGCAUCAUGGACAAUCGUUGGUGCUAUUCUGCAAGCUUCUUCUAAACACAUUCCUCAGUUUAUCAUCGCUCGACUCCUCAUCGGAUGGGGUCUUGCAUACACCGUAGUGGCCUCUCCACUUUUGAUUGUGGAAUUAGCGGCUCCGAGACAUCGCGGCUCAAUAAUCUCAUAUUUCGGUACCGUCUGGUUUAUUGGUGCUAUAAUUGCUGCAUGGGUCACGUUUGGCACCAGGAACAUUCCAAAUUCUUGGGCUUGGAGAAUUCCAAGUGUGCUCCAGGCUUUUCCGGCCAUUAUCCAGAUUGUCGGCAUUUUCUUCGUCCCUGAGAGUCCUCGCUGGCUUGUCUCGAAAGGUCGCGGAAGUGAAGCAAAGGCGAUAUUGGCAAAGUAUCAUGCAAAUGGAGAUUCGCUUGAUUCUUUGGUCGAAUUAGAGUAUGCCGAAAUCAAGGAUGCCGUUAUCGAAGACGCAAAUCAUAAACAAAAGGGAAGUUGGAAGGAUUUGGUGCGAACCGCUCCAAAUCGUAGGCGUCUUUUACUUGUGUUCUUCUGUGGAGUUUUUAUUGAGAUCUCUGGCAAUGGUCUUGUCCAAUACUAUCUCAAUUCAAUUCUCAACAGCAUCGGCAUAACUGGAGUCACAACGAAAACCACUAUCAACGGAUGUCUUUCAAUCUAUAAUUUUGUCAUUGCCGUUGUCGCCUCAUUGUAUGUCGAGAAGGUUGGACGUCGUCCUUUGUUUAUCAUUUCGACUGCUGGAAUGCUAGUUUCCUUCAUCAUUUGGACCACAUUGGCAGCAUUGUAUACCACUCAUGGAACUAGCAGCUACGCUAUCGGAGUCCUUGUCGCCAUAUUCCUGUGCCAUGGUUUUUACGAUAUUGGAUGGACCCCAUUGUACUCUUAUGCGAGCGAGCUUCUUCCAUUUGAGACCCGAGCCCGAGGCAUCACAUUUCAAAGUGGAGUCAUGCACGCCUUCGGUUUCUUCGGUACCUUUGUCAAUCCAAUCGGUCUUAAAAACAUUGGCUGGAAGUACUACAUUGCGUAUAUUGUAUACACAAUUCUUGAGCUCCUCUUCGUCUGGCACUUCAUUGUUGAGACCCGUGGAUACACUCUUGAACAGAUCGCUCAGAUAUUUGACACUCCAAAUAUUAGCUGGAAACAACGUCGCAAUAUGAAGGCACCUGGUAAUAUCUUGGAUGACUCCGUCGAUGGAAUUACUACACCAGGCGAGAAGCAAACUACAAAAUCGUCAUCAACGGAGAUUGUUGAUGACAGUUCAGCUGAGAAGCAGUAG